CCGAGUGAUUGCGCGCCGCAUCAUUCAAAUCAUGAAGAACAUCAGCUUCGUGGUGGUUGUGCUUCUCGUUGCGGUCGGCCUGGCCGCCGCCGAGAUCAAGAACAAGGGUUGGUGGAAGAAUGCGGUUUUCUAUCAAGUGUAUCCUCGGAGUCUCAAGGAUUCAGACGGCGAUGGCAUUGGAGACUUGAAAGGUAUUACCAGCAAACUUCAGCAUUUCAAUUCUACUGGAGUAACAGCGAUCUGGCUGUCACCGAUCAAUAAAAGCCCUAUGAAUGAUUUCGGAUAUGACAUAUCAGACUUUAGAGACGUCGCUCCAGUCUUCGGUACUCUAAAAGAUCUCGAGAAUCUUUUGGUAGAGGCUCAUAAAAUUGGUUUAAAGGUUAUUUUAGAUCUUGUUCCUAAUCACACGUCUGACCAGCAUCUCUGGUUCCAAAAAAGCGUCAAUAACACAAAAGAAUAUGCGGAUUACUAUAUAUGGGUCAAUGGAACAGGAGAAAACGGGACUUCACCGCCUAACAACUGGGUCAGCGUGUUCAAUGGAUCAGCAUGGACGUAUCACAAGCAAAGGAAACAAUUCUAUUUUCAUCAAUUCUUAGCCUCACAACCAGACUUGAACUACAGAAACCUGGUCGUACAGCAAGAGAUGAAGGACAUAAUGAAAUUUUGGUUGGACAAGGGAAUUGACGGGUUCCGCAUAGAUGCUGUACCACACUUGUUUGAGCUGAAUGACAUAACCAAAAACGAACCAAAACUUGAACACGUGGAUCCCAGCCUCAAUGAAACUAAUCACGCCUAUUACGAUCACAUUUAUACAAAGGACCAGAAUGAAACUUACUAUUUAGUACAGAGCUGGCGAAAUUUCGUGGACGAAUAUGCGGAAAAGAAUGAUCGUGACGAGAUAGUGCUUCUGACGGAGGCGUAUACUUCUUUAUCGAACACGAUCAAGUAUUACAACUACGGCUCGCACGUCCCAUUCAAUUUCAAAUUUAUAACGGACGCCGAUGCAAAUUCCAACGCCACUCAGUUGAAGAACGUUAUAGAUAGUUGGAUAAAUAAAAUGCCGCAGAAUGCGGUCGCAAAUUGGGUGAUGGGAAACCACGAUCGAGUUCGUCUUGGCUCACGUUAUCCUGAUAGGGCGGAUCAAAUGAUAAUGCUGGAGAUGAUUUUGCCCGGAGUUGCGGUUACGUACUAUGGAGAAGAAAUCGGCAUGGUGGAUAUACCUGAAAUAAAAUACGACGUUCGCGAUGGCUGUCGAUCACCAUUCCAAUGGGAUAACACUACCAGUGCAGGUUUCAGUAACACCACAAAAACAUGGCUACCCGUCAACAAGAACUUCAAAGACGUCAAUUUACAGAAAGAGGAGAAAGAGAAGAAUUCUCCCUAUCAGCUUUACACUAAAUUAAUCGAUUUACGAAAGAAUCAUGUGCUGCAACAUGGUUCUCUCAUAACGAAAGAUAUAUCAAAAUAUGUGCUCGCCGUCCUGCGAGAAAACGAAACAGAAACUGUAUCGCUUUUGAUCAAUAUUUCAAAUAACAAAACUUCGGUGAAGUUGACGCAAUUGGGCUCAACUAGGGUGAGCGAAAAGUCAACUAAGAUACUACUCGGUAGCACGAACUUCAAUCAACAACCAGGCACCCAGGUUAAUAACUCGGUAAUCGAACUUCCUGGACAUGCAGCCGUCAUUCUGAUUUCGUCCGGUGCUAGUUUAGCCAGUUACUCAGUCAUAUCUCUUCUACUCGCAGUGUUGUUUUCCCUUUUCCCAUGGUAAAACAUAAAAACAGUUUGUCUGCUUUGUACUUACUCGUAGACUUAUGUGAUAUGUGAAUUUUAGACUUUAAGCUUAUUCGAUGAUGCAUUUGUGGUUUGCCGAAUUUCAUCGCGUUCUUAUUAGCGCGUUGUACUUUGUUCCCGUGUUUCAUGAACGUUACAGUUCGCUUCUUCAGGACGGACUUGAUUCCAACUAAAACAGCUUCAGGAUCUGCUCUAUAAAAGUGAACUGCGAUGUUCACUGAAAAUACUGGAACGAAGCGUAACGAGUUAUUAAAAACACAAUCGAGAUUCGAAGAAGUACAAAUAUGUUACGUAAGUGAUAUAUAUCUGUCACGUUUAACAAUCGAACAACGCGAAGUAUUUAACGCGUAAAAAAAUUACAACCAAACGAUCAACAUGUUAUCAAAUUGUAAUUGAAUUGUACGAAUAAUUACGAUUGCGAUUAACGCGAUAAGAUCUCGCGUUGUCGAGCGUAAUACACCGAUUAGCGGAUUACACGAGACAGAGUAGAGUGAGUUAUUCUACCGAUAAUUUUCCCGCAUCAUUAGACCGUCGUUUUUCUGUCGUAAAUAAACUUGAAAAGUAAAUGCGAUAAUUGUAAGGAUGCUUACGCACUUAAAAUUGGAAAAUGUUACGCUCUACGAAAUACAAAUAAAUAUUUGGACAGCGAUUA
Bombus huntii is the source of this 2443-nucleotide messenger RNA. Its product is annotated as maltase 1-like. Bases 32 to 1768 code for a protein of 578 amino acids. Gene Ontology annotation, biological process: carbohydrate metabolic process. The transcript has 8 exons. NCBI's taxonomy places the organism in Eukaryota, Metazoa, Arthropoda, Insecta, Hymenoptera, Apidae. The record is from RefSeq and is a predicted model, not a curated record.